AAAAUAAAGAAAACCAGUAUAAAUAGCAAGAAAUAUCCCUGUAUCAUCACAAUAAUGAAAGGGGCACGAGAAAAAGAUAAAACCGUGAGAAGAACAUGAGCAAUCUUCCAGUUGUGCUGGUGGUACCUUAUCCAGCACAAGGACAUGUGAAUCCCUUGAUGAUCCUGUCACAGAAGUUGGUCGAGAAUGGUUGCAGAGUGGUUUUUCUGAACACAGAAUUCGACCACAGGCGAGUGGUGAGUUCGUUCGGAGAGCAACAACAACAUGGUACGAACCAGGCGGUGAAGUUGGUUUCAGUUCCUGAUGGGUUAGGAGCUGAUGAUGACAGAAACGAUCUGAGCAAGCUGUGUGAUGGUCUGCAGAACUCCAUGCCAAAAGCACUUGAGAAGCUGAUAGAGGAUAUGAACUUGAAAGGUGAUAACAGAAUCAGCUUUGUUGUUGCAGAUUUGUGUAUGGCUUGGGCGUUGGAUGUUGGAAGAAAAUUUGGGAUCAAAGGAGCAAUAGUUUGGCCUUCAUCAGCUGCUAUCUUUGCCUUGCUGUGGAGUCUUCCCUCUCUUAUUCAUGGUGGGACCAUAGAUUUUGAGGUAAUAUUAACAACGAAAGAGACAAUUCAAAUAUCACCAAGUAUGGCUGAGAUGAACACAGGAGACCUUUUUUGGUUCAACAUGGGAGACAAAAUAGAUGGUAAGAUAAUAUUUCAGUAUCUAAUACACUGUUGUCAAAGCUUAAAUUUGGCAGAAUGGUGGCUCUGCAACACCACACAUGAACUUGAACCUGGUGCAUUAUCAUUUGUUCCUAAGCUCCUACCAAUUGGUCCAUUAUUAAGAAGUUAUGACAGUAAGUUUGGUAUCACAAAAGCAAUUGGACAAUUCUGGGAAGAAGAUCUGUCUUGCAUGAGUUGGCUAGAUGAACAACAUCAUGGUACAGUGUUGUAUGUUGCAUUUGGUAGUUUCACUCAUUUUGACCAAAACCAGUUCAAUGAACUUGCCCUUGGAUUAGACCUCACCAAUAGACCUUUUCUUUGGGUUAUAAGAGAAGAUAAUAAAAUGGAAUACCCUCAUGAAUUCAAAGGGCAUAAAGGUAAGAUAGUUAGUUGGGCUCCUCAACAAAAGGUUUUAAGCCACCCUGCCAUAGCAUGUUUUGUCACUCACUGUGGUUGGAAUUCUACCAUAGAAGGUUUGUCCAACGGGGUACCUUUCUUGUGUUGGCCAUAUUUUGGAGACCAAAUUCAGAACAGAAGAUACAUUUGUGAUGAGUUGAAGGUUGGAUUGGGAUUUGACGAAGACCAAAAUGGAGUUGUGUCAUGCAAAGAGGUAAAAUUGAAAGUGGAGCAAAUCCUUAGUGAUGAGAACACAAAAUCAAGGUCUCUUGAGUUGAAGGAGAAAGUCAUGAACAACAUAGUCAAAGGUGGUGCAUCAUUGGAUAACUUUAAUAGGUUUGUCAAGUGGCUUAAAGAGUAGGAAUUGCCAUUUAAAUUUAAUUUAUGCAUAUUUUAUGUUAGAGAAAACUCUCGCAAAACCUUGGCAAUAUUUUCAAGCAAUUGGAUUUCUU
This is a messenger RNA of Vigna umbellata (rice bean), 1551 nucleotides long. Its product is annotated as UDP-glycosyltransferase 83A1-like. The record is from RefSeq and is a predicted model, not a curated record. Gene Ontology annotation, molecular function: quercetin 3-O-glucosyltransferase activity; quercetin 7-O-glucosyltransferase activity. Lineage: Eukaryota; Viridiplantae; Streptophyta; Magnoliopsida; Fabales; Fabaceae.